Botrytis byssoidea is the source of this 694-nucleotide messenger RNA. RefSeq lists its product as uncharacterized. Lineage: Eukaryota; Fungi; Ascomycota; Leotiomycetes; Helotiales; Sclerotiniaceae. The transcript is spliced from 2 exons. The coding region runs from base 193 to 516 and encodes 107 amino acids. The record is from RefSeq and is a predicted model, not a curated record.
CAUCGGCCCUUCCUCUCUUGUUCCACAUUUAAGCUACAAGCUCAAGCCUAAUGCAGCCCCUCCAAAACUUCUCUUUCCCUCCCAAGAAGUCUUAACUUUACAAACUAACAACUUGACUAUUGACCUCAAAACAUUCACAAGCUAUACACUGUCAACCGCUCAUAACAGCCCUGACAAAGCAAUAUCUCCAAAAUGGUUUACACCUUGACCGUUCAUCUCUAUGCCAACGAGAACCCAGAAUCUAUACCCCGCAUCAAGGCCAAGCUCAUUGAAGCAUCCCGAGUCUACAAACAGGACAAGGAAACCGUUGACUGGAUUGUCAUGCAAGAUGUCCACGACCCUAGAGCAUUCACCAUUGUAGAGAGAUUCGAACAAGAAAGUAGUCAAAAGUACCACCUCGAGAACCCAUACUGGAAAACUUUCGACCCAUACGUCGUUCCACUCUUGGGAAAGCCAAUGGAUCUCCGAAGACAUGAGGAGUUGGAUAUCAGCAAGGAGGUUGAAGUUCCAGCCUAAAGAAUCUACCUAGCAUCCAUAUCAUCAACCAUAUACGCGAAUAAGGAAAGUUGGAUACGCUCCUUGGCUUUGUAAUCUAGAACAACCCUUCAGAUAUUAGAGCUUUCUACUAUUAGAUGUCAAUGCGAUAGGACUAUUAUGAUGAGAUUCUGUGAUUGAUAUCUCUGGCCCACAGGCU